AUGCAUAUGAUUUCUGUCAUCACUGGCCUUGCCGGACUCGCCGCCACGGCCUAUGCCGCCCUGUUGGUCGAACGCGCUGCGCUUGCAUCGGAUCAGCCAUUACAGAUCACCAACUUGACUCUCUACCAUCCACAUGCAGGCAACACCACCGUCGAAUUCAAUGUUUACGACCCAGAGCCGUUGACCAAGAACGCCCCGAGCGCAACCUGCACUGCCUCAUGGGCCGCAGACAACUACCCCAAAGACACCUACGUGAGUUCGAGUCCAACAUCUUUCCGGAAAGGCUUGACUAGUAGCUGACGUUUCCGGAAAAGAUCCUGUGCAACAAUACGGCCUUCGCUUGGAACUUCGCGGAAUGGAACGGCUAUCAGGAUUUCACUAUUGGACUUGAACAUCAAUUCACCGAUCCAGCGUAGGUGUUAUCGACGUCUACUAUUGCUACGAACGCUAGCGCUAACAUCCAACAGCGUUGGCAAACCACCGUAUGAUCAGCUAACUGUCUUUGGCCAUGGGCCCUACAACAAGAAUGUCCUCUUCUGCGAGGGUGCCGGCAGCCAGAUGGUUUGCAACCAGAAGAAGGGCACCAUUGUCGAAGCACACAUCUAUGCCACGACCGCAUAG
Molecule: messenger RNA, 621 nt
Organism: Lecanosticta acicola
Lineage: Eukaryota; Fungi; Ascomycota; Dothideomycetes; Mycosphaerellales; Mycosphaerellaceae
Source: the annotation of a GenBank genome assembly